AAAUUCUCCAUUUUUAAUUUUCUUCUCCUCUGACCACCAAACCAGUCUCACUGUAACCAAACAAAGACGAAGCCAUUUAUUUUUGUUACCACACAAAUUGGAGGAAUUUUCACGAACACAACACAAACAAUGGAGCCGAAAGAGAAUGGGAAGGAACCGGGUCGGGUCAUAGAAGGACCCACAAACCCGAUGGUCACACCUCUCCUCAACGAUCUCUACCAAUUCACCAUGGCUUACGCUUAUUGGAAAGCUGGCAAACAAAACGAACGAUCCGUCUUCGAUCUGUACUUUCGUAAGAACCCGUUUGGCGGCGAGUACACUGUCUUCGCUGGGUUAGAAGAGUGUGUCAAGUUCCUCGCCAAUUUCAAAUUGACCCAUCAAGAGAUCGAUUACGUUCGUGACUCCUUGCCUGGAUCUGAGGAAGCUUUCUGUGAUUAUCUGAGAGGGCUUGAUUGCUCCGACGUUGAAGUCUAUGCGAUUCCUGAAGGGACUGUUGUUUUCCCUAAGGUGCCUCUCAUGAGAGUUGAAGGACCUGUUGGUGUUGUUCAAUUGUUGGAAACUCCGUUCCUCAAUCUUGUCAAUUUUGCAUCUUUGGUAGCUACCAACGCAGCAAGACACCGGUUUGUUGCCGGCAAGUCUAAGAGUCUGCUUGAGUUUGGUGCUCGGAGAGCUCAGGGACCUGAUGGCGCAAUAAGCGCAUCCAAGUAUUGCUAUCUUGGAGGUUUUGAUGCAACAAGCAAUGUAGCAGCUGGAAAACUUUUUGGGAUACCUCUCCGUGGCACACAUUCCCAUGCUUUUGUUAGCUCAUUCAUGAGCACUGAUGAGAUUGUUGACAAAGUGCUUCAGAGUGCUGAUGGGGAAACCACAUGUGAUGACUUUAUUAGUCUAGUUCAGACAUGGCUAACAAAGAUUCAGUAUUCACCUUCUCUAAGUGGCUUUUUCUCUGAGACAAAUCAAAGCGAGCUAGCAGCUUUCAUCUCAUAUGCACUGGCAUUCCCCAAAGCCUUUCUUGCGCUUGUAGAUACAUACGAUGUGAUGAAGAGUGGGAUCCCUAACUUCUGUGCAGUUGCUUUAGCUCUGAAUGACUUAGGAUACAAAGCAUUAGGUAUUAGACUGGACUCAGGUGACUUAGCAUAUCUAUCAACAGAGGCCAGAAAUUUCUUCUGCGCAGUAGAGAGAGAACUUAAAGUGCCUGGUUUUGGGAAGAUGAUCGUCACCGCUAGUAAUGAUCUGAAUGAAGAGACUAUCGAUGCUUUAAACAAACAGGGACAUGAGGUGGACGCUUUUGGUAUUGGGACUUACUUAGUCACGUGCUAUGCGCAAGCUGCCUUAGGCUGCGUUUUCAAACUUGUGGAGAUAAACAAUCAGCCUCGGAUCAAACUUUCUGAAGAUGUUACAAAGGUAUCAAUACCGUGUAAAAAGCGAAGUUACAGAUUGUAUGGAAAAGAAGGUUAUCCACUAGUGGAUAUAAUGACAGGAGAGAAUGAGCCACCUCCAAAGGUUGGUGAGCGUUUACUGUGUCGUCAUCCUUUUAAUGAAUCCAAAAGAGCAUACGUAGUGCCGCAACGUGUUGAAGAGCUCCUCAAAUGUUACUGGCGUGGAAGUGCUGGUGAAGCAAGAGAAGAAUUACCACCAUUGAAAGAGAUACGAGACCGUUGCAUCAAACAGCUUGAAAACAUGCGACCUGAUCAUAUGAGAAGAUUAAACCCUACUCCUUACAAGGUUUAUUAUUCUCUCCUACAAAAAUGUUUGAAAGCUCAUGUUCUGGUUUUUAAGAAAAAAAUCUUUGUAUAUGUUUUUUCCGUCAUUGCAGGUUAGUGUCAGCGCGAAGCUGUACGAUUUCAUUCACUUCCUAUGGCUCAACGAGGCACCUGUUGGUGAAUUACAGUGACAGACCAAGAAGAAGAGAAUUGCAGUUACGACAAAAAAAGAAGAAGAUAAUCUUGUUUUGGUUGGAGUAAUGUAUAUAUCAUAUACCACAUCAUUAGAACGUGCAAUAAGAGUUUUUUUCACUUAGUUUUUGUUUGUUUGUUUUGAUUGAUUUCAUGUAUUUUUGUCGUAAUAAGUUCACCUUCUUGACGACGAAAGAAACUUUUUGCGCUCAUUUGACCUUUGUUUUGGAUUUGAUUCAUAUUAAUAGUUGAAAUGAAUUUCAACAUAUUUCA
Molecule: messenger RNA, 2165 nt
Organism: Brassica napus (rape)
Lineage: Eukaryota; Viridiplantae; Streptophyta; Magnoliopsida; Brassicales; Brassicaceae
Product: nicotinate phosphoribosyltransferase 2
Exons: 14
Coding region: 130-1818 (562 amino acids)
Biological process (GO): NAD+ biosynthetic process
Molecular function (GO): nicotinate phosphoribosyltransferase activity
Source: RefSeq, a predicted model, not a curated record